CUCGAUCUUUGUACCACCUCCAAAGGCCUCAACUAGUAGAAAACAUUCAAAUCUAGCGAGAAGUGAGAGGGUCUGAGGAGAGGAAGUGAGAAUGACAGGAGUGAUGAUGUUAACCAAAGGAGGAGGGUGUAGAGGAGGAGAUGAGAGGAGUCGUGGUGGUGAGAAAUCAGAAAGAAGUAAAAGAUCUAGAGAAGAACAAAAUCAGUUAUCUCUUGUUGAAUUUUUAAUAGCGGCAAUAAGAAGAUCUAUGGUUUCAUGCAGAGUCGAACAAACAGAUAAUGAAGUUGUUGGUUCUACUAGUGUUCAGUGUAUGGAGAUUGGUUGGCCUACUAAUGUACAACAUAUAACUCAUGUUACUUUUGAUAGGUUUAAUGGCUUUCUUGGUCUUCCUGUUGAGUUUGAAGUUGAAGUUCCUUGCAGAGCUCCCAGUGCCAGUAUUAGCGUGUUCGGGGUCUCCGCGGAAUCAAUGCAGUGCACUUUAGAUUCCAAAGGGAAUAGUGUACCAACUAUACUUAUGCUGAUGCAGGAGAGGUUAUACUCUCAAGGAGGAUUAAAGGCUGAAGGCAUAUUCCGGAUUAAUCCAGAGAACAGCCAGGAGGAGCAUGUUAGAGACCAACUGAACCGCGGAAUUGUACCUGACAACAUUGAUGUACAUUGUUUGGCCGGUUUAAUAAAGGCUUGGUUUCGAGAACUCCCAGAAGGAAUAUUGGACGGACUAUCUCCGGAACAAGUUCUUCAAUGCACCACUGAGGAAGAAUUUGUCGAACUGGUGACACAGCUCCUUCCAAUUCAAGCUGCAUUGCUCAAUUGGGCUGUUGAUCUUAUAGCUGAUGUCGUUGAAGAUGAGGAGUCAAACAAAAUGAAUGCUAGAAAUAUCGCAAUGGUCUUUGCCCCGAACAUGACUCAGAUGUCCGACCCAUUAACAGCUCUUAUGCAUGCUGUUCAAGUGAUGAAUUUGCUUAAAGCACUGAUCCUAAAAACACUACGAGAACGUGAAGAAAUAGCAAGUGGAGGAGGGGAUUCGCCAUUUUCUUCUCAUUCAUCAGAUAGGCAAACUGACGAGGAAGAUUUUGAUAGCCAGCAAGAUGACAUGGAUACAAGUGGUGAACUGAAAGGACCUACUUUAGGCUAUUAUAAUAAUGAUGCUUACAGUCAGAGUAGCGAAGAUGAAGAGGAGGCAGAAGUUCAUCAACUAAACGCGAUUGAAGAGUGCUUCUUAAGGCAACUAAAUCGGAACGAAGAACUCAUGAAACACUCUACUCAAGAUACUACAGAGGCCACAAGUGGCUCAGCUGAGGAUUCAGUCGGAGUCACAAUGGAUUCUACUGAGAAUUCAGCUGAAGUCACAAUAGACUGUACUGAGAAUUCAGCUGAAGUUACAAGGGGUUCUAUAUAUACUGAGGAUUCAGCUGGUGUCACAGGGGCAUCUAUAUACAUUGAACAAAUUAACAGUCCUAGUAGUGUUUGUGGUUUCCAUGCCGAUGAAUCUAGUUUGUCAUAUUCCGAUAGCAGAAUUGAGAGUUCACGGUUAAGUAUGAGCUAUGACAUCGACGGUGCCGACUCAACAUCGAGCGUGAUGUUUACAAGAGACGUGCACAACACAAGUAGCCAUUUUGAGGAAUGUGAAGGUUUCAAGGUGGUAAUGAUUGAAGAACCGGGAGAAGUUCUUACAUGAUCCUUUUCUUCUUUUUUUUUGGUGUGUGAUUGCGAGUUAAGUAAAUUUGACCACUAACUGGUUUCUUCCUUCUACGGCCAAGGUCACGGCUGUCUGUAAAUUAGUUCUCAUAAUUGUGUCAGUCUUUGAUCCAAUGGGUUAGGAGUGUUGUGUAUUGUGGGCAUCAUGUGUUGACUCUGGUUCAGCUCUAGGCUGAACAUUUUCUGCGUUCUAUGUAAUGUUUUAAAAUCAGAAGAUUUCUGAUUUUAAUUCUACUUUUUCUGUGUGCGCAAUCUGUAUUUUGAAAUGAAGAAUCGGUAAACUUGCCUUUGAUUCA
Messenger RNA from Papaver somniferum (opium poppy), 1991 nucleotides. Its product is annotated as rho GTPase-activating protein 2-like. NCBI's taxonomy places the organism in Eukaryota, Viridiplantae, Streptophyta, Magnoliopsida, Ranunculales, Papaveraceae. Gene Ontology annotation, molecular function: GTPase activator activity. The coding region runs from base 92 to 1675 and encodes 527 amino acids. The transcript has 4 exons. Gene Ontology annotation, biological process: signal transduction. The record is from RefSeq and is a predicted model, not a curated record.